AGAAAGAGCUUCCGGUGUCAUGUCAGCUUCCUGCAGGAGCCGCAUGUCUCAGCGCUGAGGAAACUUUUACUUUUAAAAGGAGGCGUUUGUUUCGGCGCCGAUGGCGGAAGCGGAGAAGAGCCGCGGCCUGAAGUUCGCGGAGCGGCAGCUCCGGCGCCACGGCUGGGAACACGGUAAAGGCCUGGGCCGGGCGGAGAACGGCAUCGUGGACGCCAUCAAGGUCAAAGUGAAGUGUGACAAAGGAGGGGUCGGCCAUAAGGAGGGGGAGCAGUUCACCUUCCACUGGUGGGACCACGUCUUCAACAAGGCCUCGUCCAGCCUGCAGGUGGAGUCGGACCAGGAUGGAAUCACGUUGAAGAAGACGGCUGACGAAGAUGAAGACGAGGGGAUGAUCUCCAACAAGAAGCCGCGGAAAGCCGCGCUGGCUAAAGCCAAGCUUUACGGCUGCUUCGUGAAGUCAUCGACGCUGCUGUCGGGUCAGGAGCAGCCGGAACCCAAGCCCGACUCCGGCGCCGACGACGCCAGCAGCAGCAGCAGCAGCAGCUCGGAUGAAGAGGAGGAGGACCGGAGACUGGACCUGUCCAGCACCACCCAGCUUUCUGAUGCCGAGCUGAUGAAGGUUUGCGGAGGACGAACGGCGCACAAGGGCGCCCGCCACGGCCUCACCAUGAGCGCCAAGCUGGCCCGGCUGGAGCAGCAGGACGCCGAGUUCAUGGCCAAGUACGGCGGGAAGAGCCGGCCGGCGGCCACUUCCCCGGCGGUGGCGGCGAGCUCGGGGGCGGAGCUAACGGAGGCCCCCGGCGGGAAAAGGAAAAAACAGAAGAGAUCCACCGAGAGUGCCGAGUUAGACGGCGGCGAUCGGCCGGAAAGUCCCGAAACGCAACCACAGAAGAAGAAGAAGAAAAAGAAGCAGAAAGCCGCCGAAUUUCGAACUUCACCUGCAGAAGAAACUCCAGAGGAGGCAGAGAACCCCGACGCCGAAGUCCAGAAGAAAAAGAAGAAGAAGAAGAAACGGCCUGAACCUGCCGAGGAGGAAUCCAGGAAGUCAUCUCAGACAACGCCAGAGGACGGGGAGGUUACCGCGGCAACAGAGAGGCGGAAAAGGAAGAAGUCUAAAAAGGACAAGGUGAUGAUGGACGAGGACGCUAGCGAGGAGGCUCCUCCUCCUCCAGAGAAGAAGAAGAAGAAGAAAAAGAAGUGCAAAGACUGAAAACAGAUUUAAGACCAAGCGGCUAAUGUGAAUGAACCAGGGGGCGGAGCUUAAACGAGCCCAUCGUAGGCGGAGCUUAAACCCGUCCACGCUGGUGUUUGUCCUGGAAGGUUUCAGUCCAAAGACACCACCAGAACCGACCUGAAGGCCUUUAAACUCAUCAGUUCUGUUAACGUGGACUGACCACCGGAGGCGGAGUCGACCUCCUGUGACCUUCAUGAGGGAACGUUGACCUUCGCGGCAGGAAUAAACUGUUUUACAGUCUGGGAAGUUGGAUUUCUGUGAGGAAUUUUUUUUUUACAACCUAAGGUGGCUUUUUGUACCGGUUCAUGAUGGGGGAGGAGCUCAGACAUGAGAUCCAGAAAUGACUUACCCUGCCUUUAAAGUUGUUUUAUGUGCCUUCCAGGCAGUUAAAAGGAAAUAUGAAUUUUUACAACCUGAUGGCUGUUUUUAAAAUAAAGAUAGAAACAUCAAAGUACUCAGAUUAAACACAAACACUUGUGAGACUGCUAACGAUUAAAUGUCCUAAAAUAAAA
This is a messenger RNA of Cololabis saira (Pacific saury), 1746 nucleotides long. It is a transcript of the gene gpatch4, whose product is annotated as G patch domain containing 4. Gene Ontology annotation, molecular function: nucleic acid binding. NCBI's taxonomy places the organism in Eukaryota, Metazoa, Chordata, Actinopteri, Beloniformes, Belonidae. The transcript has 8 exons. The record is from RefSeq and is a predicted model, not a curated record. Gene Ontology annotation, cellular component: nucleolus. Gene Ontology annotation, biological process: regulation of ribosome biogenesis. The coding region runs from base 101 to 1210 and encodes 369 amino acids.